This is a messenger RNA of Aspergillus wentii DTO 134E9, 1014 nucleotides long. RefSeq lists its product as uncharacterized. The record is from RefSeq and is a predicted model, not a curated record. Lineage: Eukaryota; Fungi; Ascomycota; Eurotiomycetes; Eurotiales; Aspergillaceae. The transcript has 4 exons. The coding region runs from base 1 to 1014 and encodes 337 amino acids.
AUGUCUGAAACCAAGACCGAAACCACCCCAACUCAAGGCAAUGACCUGGUCACCUUUACUCCAAGAACCUACGGAGACUGGAGAGAUGAAUUCCACAAGAACGGAUGCGUGGUCAUCAAGAAUGUGAUCAGUCCCGAGCGUGCCCAGUACUACUGUAAAAAGCAAAUCGAAUGGCUGAAGAAGUUCGGCCUUGGAUUUGACGAGAACGAUGAGAGCACAUGGACUGCGGAUCAUCUUCCAGUUAGCUUCAAGGGCGGAAUGUAUUUUGCCUACGGGGCACCGCACGAGAAGAUGGCAUGGGAAGCUCGUACGGAGCCCGCCGUGAUUGAGAUCUUCGAAAGGUUAUGGGAAACCGACGAAUUGAUAACUUCCUUUGAUGGCAUGAAUAUCUCUCUGCCCCGACGCAAAGAUCUUCAUUGGAGUCCUUGGCCGCACUGUGAUCAGAACCCUGACCGCAAAGGAAUGCAGGCCGUCCAGGGAUUACUCAACUAUGCACCCAAUGGACCAAAAGACGGUGGACUCAUGCUUAUGAAAGGCUCAUCGAAGCUGUUUGACGAGUUCUUUGCACAUAAGCGUGAGUCGUACGAUCACGAGGACGCUCCUCCGCCGGAACUCAAGUUCAUGGAUCUAUUCCUGUUCAACGAAACAGACGUGCAAUGGUUCAAAGAUCAUGGCUGCGAGCUUAUCAAGGUCAACAUGGAACCUGGCGACUUUGUACUCUGGGACUCCCGAACUAUGCACUACGCCUGUCUUCCGGAAGGAGACCAGAUCCGCCAUGUGCAAUAUAUCUGCAUGACGCCGCGCCGGUUCGCGACUCCUGACGCUCUGGGGUUGAAGAAGGAAUGUUUUGAUAACUACAUGGGUACUACUCACUGGCCACACUGUAAUAUUCGCCCAACCAAAGAGAAGCCAAUGCGAAAUGGUGAGAUAUGUCCUAAGGACCGAAACGAACCAUUUGAAAAGUCGGAAAUUACAGAGCAGAUUUUGAAGCUGGCCGGUGUUAAGGCAUAUUGA